AUGGCUCCUCAAGAGGUUGCAGCAAUGAAGGAUUACAUUAAGUUGCUGAGUGACUCAGUACACGAGUUGCAAAAAUCACUUGAGGAGAUGAGUCGACCGGGUUCCAAAGUUUCAGAGCUAGUGAUGAGCAACAUCCAGUCUUGGGUCAGUUCUGCACUGACGGAUAAAGACACAUGCUCUGAAGGGUUUAAGGAUGACUCGAAAACCAAAACGAUUGUGAGAGGAAAGACUCUGAAUGUCGCACGCUUAACCAGCAAUGCUUUGGCUUUGAUCAACAGUUAUGCUUCUUUGCGGGUAGUAGAAGAAAGUUUUUUUUUUGAAAAGUAA
Molecule: messenger RNA, 327 nt
Organism: Helianthus annuus (common sunflower)
Lineage: Eukaryota; Viridiplantae; Streptophyta; Magnoliopsida; Asterales; Asteraceae
Product: pectinesterase inhibitor 9
Exons: 1
Coding region: 1-327 (108 amino acids)
Biological process (GO): negative regulation of catalytic activity
Molecular function (GO): enzyme inhibitor activity
Source: RefSeq, a predicted model, not a curated record